CAGCUUGCCUCUAUUGUAUUGAUUCGUUCCCCGUCGUGUUGUUUUCCAUCGCCUGGGAGAUUCUGUGCUUGUAGGGUGGAUAACCAGUGGCGGAACUAGCAGGGUUGCAGCUGCGACUGGGACCGUGACUGCAGGGGACCUGGCUGCCCUUCCGACCCCUGCUGUUACAAUGUAACAUUCCUCCCGUGUAGAGAGCUGGCAGGCUGCUCACAGGGGCCCGGGGAAAGCAUCCACUGACUGCAGGCUUACAGUCCUGCCUAACAUCUGAUUAACACCUCUUCUGACAUCAAUGAGUGUGGCGGGGAAGUCGAGGAAGGGGGACUCUGUUUUGAGUAUCCCCUCAAAGUCUUGUUUAGGAGUUCUUAAUGUGGAACGUGUUUCUUCCACCAAUCCAGCUCUAAAAACUGCCACAGAAUGUGUUGGGGGACACACAACAGGAAUACAAACUUUGGCCAAACAUUCAGCUUCCAAUACAAGCAGACUUAAACCAGAACUUACCAAGCGAUUGGUUAUCCCCAAGAAGAAAACAGAACUUUUGGCAAAAAACAAUGAACUUUUAGUUAAUGAUAAGCAAGAUCAAAGGCAAAGUGAAAAAAUAGAAAAAAGUAAGCACUCAACUGUUAAAUUAACGAAAAAAGUUCCUGAAGAGAAAUUAAAUAAAUCUACCAUAAAAUAUAAGGAUAUGUCAGAUAUUGCAGACCUUAUUUUGAAGAAUCGCUGUAGGAAAAUUAUAGUAAUUACUGGAGCUGGCAUAAGUACACCAAGUGGAAUACCAGAUUUUAGAACACCUGGCUCUGGACUCUAUGAUAAUUUGAAGAAAUACAAUCUACCGUACCCUGAAGCAAUUUUUGAAAUUGACUACUUUACGUAUAACCCACGGCCUUUCUUUGCUCUUGCUAAAGAACUCUACCCUGGAAAGUACAAACCCAACAUUGUCCAUUAUUUUGUAAAACUGCUGUACGACAAAGGGCUGCUAUUGAGGUGCUACACUCAAAACAUUGAUGGCUUAGAAAGGCUUGCUGGAAUUCCACCAACAAAGCUAGUAGAAGCUCACGGGACAUUCUCUUCUGCGUCUUGCCAUCUUUGUUACAGUCCAUUUCCUGCAAAUGAGGCAAAGGACUGCAUUAUGAAUGGAAGGUCUCCCCGAUGCAAGACAUGUUAUGGAGUUGUUAAACCAGAUAUUGUUUUCUUUGGAGAAGAUCUACCAAAAAGGUUCAGGAAGUUUACCAAGGACUUUCCCAGGGCAGAUCUGCUCAUUAUCAUGGGGACUUCUUUGAAGAUUGAGCCAUUCGCCAAAAUAGUUGAUGCUGUACAACCAAACGUGCCUCGUCUGCUCCUUAACAGAGAUUUAGUUGGACCCUUUAAGACCAAACAUCCGAAGAGCACAGAUGUUGCAGCUUUAGGGGAGUUGUGUGAUUUGACCAGAAGAUUUGUCCGUUCUCUGCAUUGGCAAGAUGAAAUGAAAGGCAUUCUAAAAUCACAAAAGUCAAAGGGUGGUUCCUGAGACUGUUCUGCUGAAUUGUAGGGGAAAUGCUGUCUUUCUGCCUGGUGGUUAAUGAAGUGUCCUGGAAUGGAUUGAAUACACCAUCCAAAGUAAAAGUCCAGUUAAGAUCAGUGAAUUUGUCUGCUUUAUCAAUUCAUUUAAGUUUUCUGAGCAAUUAUUUUAUUCAAAAGAGAAUUUUUAGCGGUUUUAGCUUUUACGAAUAAAAAAUAAAAUAAAAAAAAUCCUUAACCUUUAUACUGGCAGGCUAUUAAUGACUUAUCCAUUAGUCAAUCAAGGAAUGCUCUAUUGCCGCCUACCCCCUUCCCAAAAUUAAAAAAUCUAGCUGAUCCAGCCUCAAUGAAAACAUGCUUGCAUCUUUAUUUUGGUUUUUUUCAUUGAGGUGAAAGCUGAAAACUUAUCUGCAGCCUUUGAAAGCCUUUCCCUUUUUUUCCCGCAACGACUUGAGAAGGCUCCGUGCUGAAGCAGUGAGUGCACAUGCUCGUAGCAUUCCCAUUGGGCUAAUGGAAGAGGAAGAAAACGUCCCUGGAUUUCUGGUUUGCUGCCAGGGAUGUUUCUGCCCCCCAAUAUGACUGUUUGGAGCCUGUCACAUUUGAAAACACAAAGCUCUUCACCAUUCUGAAGUGCUUUAUGCAGAGUUCCUUUUAGUCCAUAUUUCUGUGUUUUUGUUUGGUUUUUCUUUAACUCUAGUAAAAUAUAUAUAUAUUUUUUUUAAAAACAACUCCUAAUGUCUGAACAUUGAAAAUGUUUGAUUGUGUAGGUAAUGUUUUCUAUGGUUUUGAAGGACUGGAAACAGUCUUGCUUGCUUACACAAGAUUCUAGAUUCCGAAGACCUAGUUAACAGC
This is a messenger RNA of Pelobates fuscus (common spadefoot toad), 2346 nucleotides long. Its product is annotated as NAD-dependent protein deacetylase sirtuin-3-like. The coding region runs from base 290 to 1504 and encodes 404 amino acids. The record is from RefSeq and is a predicted model, not a curated record. Gene Ontology annotation, molecular function: histone deacetylase activity, NAD-dependent; NAD+ binding. Gene Ontology annotation, cellular component: nucleus. NCBI's taxonomy places the organism in Eukaryota, Metazoa, Chordata, Amphibia, Anura, Pelobatidae. The transcript has 10 exons.